AUGGAUCCUAUUCCGAGCAACAACGAUGUUGUGACAGAAAUCCUCUUGCAUCUACCCACAAAAUCCCUCUUGAGAUUCAGAGCCGUCUGCAAAUCAUGGCGUGACUCGAUCGAUUCUCGAGCUUUUAGAAAAUCGCACACUCAGCAACACGAAGAAGAAGAAGACGAUGAUGAUACGGCGCUUCUGCAAUUCAGUUUUCACCGAGAUAGGGUUUCACAACUGUCAAUGAUGUUCCCACCUAACGGCAGCUCGUACAACAACUUCCCGGCCUUGGCGGAGUUCUUCGACGACCACCUGAAGCCCGCCGUCACCUUGACGGAGACCGGCCGUGAAGUAACUGAGCGCGGCAGCUUCGUUAGGAUUGUGGGGCCCGUUAACGGUCUGAUCUGCAUCCACCAUAGGAACUCCAACGGUCCCAUUGCUGUAUGCAACCCUAGUUUAGGCAAAAUCAAUAUUCUGCCCGUAUCUCCGGCUUGCUCGUUCCACCAAAAUCAUCGUCGAACGAUAGAUCGCGACGUCGGGAUCGGGUUCGACGAGGCUGCGCAAGAUUACAAGGUGGUGCAGGUGCUGUCCUGCCGCGGACACCGUGGCUUUCACGCGUCGGUGUAUUCAAGAGCGACGGAUUCUUGGAGGGAGUUGGGCCGCGGCGGCGUUAUCGAUCACGAUCAAUUGUACAUCCGCUCGCCGAUAAAGUCGUCGCGCAAGAACGGCUCCUUCUCCCACUGGCUAGCGAUUCGGAAAGUGGGAGGUGAUGAGUAUGAGCACGAGAUGGUGUCGUUGGACGUGAAGAAUGAGGUGUUCAGGAUGUUGGAGAUGCCGGAUUAUGAGAGUUUGAACUGGUUUGUGCAUGGAGAUAUCAAGAUUUUUGCAAAGGGUGAUGACUCUUUUGUUUUGUUUAAUUACUGUGUGAUUGAUAUGAAUAAUUGGAAGGCGCCUAAGUGGUUGAAGAUAUUUGGGUCGAGAAUUGAGGAGGAUACGCUGCGUUGGGAUGUCAUGACGAGUAUUGGACCAUUUUGUAGUGGUGUUAUACCCAUGGCCUUGUGGAAGACGGAUUGUGUGGUUUUAAAGGAUUUUUCUAAGAGGAAGAAGGAAUUGAUUAUUUAUGAUUAUUGUGCGAAAGAAUUUGUUGGGCGUUUCGAGAUGAAGACGUGUGAUUCCGAGAUUUUUGAGUACAGAGGAAGCAUUGCUUUGCCUUAA
This is a messenger RNA of Salvia miltiorrhiza (redroot sage), 1197 nucleotides long. Its product is annotated as F-box protein At5g49610-like. The record is from RefSeq and is a predicted model, not a curated record. Gene Ontology annotation, molecular function: protein binding. The transcript has a single exon. Bases 1 to 1197 code for a protein of 398 amino acids. Lineage: Eukaryota; Viridiplantae; Streptophyta; Magnoliopsida; Lamiales; Lamiaceae.